Molecule: messenger RNA, 4196 nt
Organism: Pomacea canaliculata
Lineage: Eukaryota; Metazoa; Mollusca; Gastropoda; Architaenioglossa; Ampullariidae
Exons: 8
Coding region: 1853-3331 (492 amino acids)
Source: RefSeq, a predicted model, not a curated record
CGCACGCACCCGCAAACAUAUCAAAUUUUAAUCAGCGGAAAAUAUGAGGAUGCACAUGGUACGUACAUCAGAUAAAGUAAAAUUUGUAAUGAGGCUCAGACAAUAAAUCCUGGAAAGUAAAACAGUUUCAGACUAGAUAAGUUAUCUCAGAUGCCCAAGACAAGUAAUUUUGGGUGGGUUUUUUUUUUUUUUGAGUUUAUCAUGAUUUGUGAACUCAACUCCAAUCAAUGAUCUCCGUGAUAAUUGAUUUUUAAAAAGGAUAUUUUGUGUAUUGCAUUUCAUAGAUUAACACGGGCAUUUGAAACAAGUAUUAUUAUAAUAUCAGAAUUACAUUAUAACGAAACAGCUUUAAAAACUAUAACUUUCUUUGUAAAGGAAGAAAAGUCAAGAAAAAAAAAUGCAUAUUAAGAGGUAUUAAGGUUUUAGUCAAUGUUAAUAAAGUUUUUGCUAAGUAAAGCAGAAAGUUUCUCGACCAAAACUGGAGUAACACCAAAAGUCCCCAAAUAAAACUUAAGUUCAAAGUCGGAAGUCACUUGUAGAAAAAACACUUCUGACUUUCACAGACCUGGCCUAGGUUUUCUGUGACAUUUGAGGUGCAUGCAUUUUAUUUUCUGUAAUAGAAAUAUUAUGGUGCAUGUGUGGUCAUUGCUGAUGUACAAGAGCAAGAACAUACAUGCACAGUGUUAGACUUGAUCAUUUUACCAACAAAGAGUGAGGGUACAUGCGCCUGUGUGCACUUGAUCAGACGAUAAAAGGUAUCCAGGGUGUGUGCAUAAUGUAUUGUGAAGUGACGCUGGAAAAAAAUCGUGUCCGGCUUUUUGUUGGAAGUUUGCUGACUGGGAUUUCAUGUUUGCAUCACCUAACUGUGAGUUCGUGACCUUUUCUACACAGACUCCACCCUACUUACGAAUGAGCUACGUUCCAAAAAAAUAGUUCGUAACGAUUGCUCGUAAGUCGUUAUUUUGCCAUUUUAAUAUAAAUACUGUAAUAAUAAUAUAUAGAUUACCUUUCAAACUGGUGCUAUAAAUUUAAGUUAAUAUAUGAGAAGAGGAUAGGAGGUUGACAUCUGUGAAGGCUCUUGAGGUAGAAGGCAUUGGUCUGAAGAAUUUGUCCAGGGAAGUUUGCAAUGUUUUUUCUUCUUCUCGUCGUAAAUAACACGGUAACAUAGAAUAGCGUCGCUAACGCCCUUUGAAACCUCCGAGAACCUAUUGAUGUUGGGGUCCUGUUGGUCAAACACACUGAGACCCCUCUCUGUAACACAAAAUGCCUCAGUCAUCAUUUUCGUUGCAUUAGAGUGCGUGGAAGUGAAGAUUUCAAGAAAAAAGCAAAAAAGGUUCACCGAAUCUCUGGUGUAUGAAAAAUACUGAGUUUGAUCAUUCCCAUGCCAGUCUUCAACGAAGAGAGACUAGAAAAUUUUGAGUAGAAGAGAUUGGGGAAUCGGUUUAAUUCCUUGCUAAGCCCAGCAUUGCAUGAAGUAACUAGAAGAGGAAUUACCCAGAGAGAAAUAUCGAAGAAGGAAGACGUUUGGUGUCGGAUCUUCAGCAGUUGGAGUAUAUGUCUAAUCAACACCAGCUGUGUGUGGAUAUUGUGAUUAUUGAAGUGGUCUCGUCACCAAUCAGGUGCUAAGGCCGUAUCAGAACUUGUAAGAUAAGUGUAAGAUACUCGAGGAGGGCUAUGUGCGGACGAUUAUCCAAGGAAGAGUAGUAGUGUGUUUGAUAGUGAACGUCUCUGCGACAUCAUCCAAACUUUUCAGUACUAGAACACAAAUUUCCGUCCAUCCAACCCACCCAACCUUACUAUCUUCGUUCUUGCCAGUGAUUGUGAUUCUGUCUACUUGGUGCAUGCAGCAAAGAUGAAAUCCAGUCCUGUCACCCAAAAACUCCUGUCCCUUUUUCUUCAGCGGCGGUUCCUUGCAUCUUUGAUGUUCAUUACCAUGACUGGGUUCGCAAUAGUAAUGGUCUAUGCUUCAAGCUACCACCGAAAUGAAUUCAAGGCUGUAGCCUAUGCUAGCAUCCAUAACAACUCAGCAGGUCGAAAAACAACUGCACGGAAGACGACAGGCAAGCAUUCAACUACACAUUCUUCAACCAGCAGUUUUAAAAUCACCACGACCCCAACCACACGUCUACUAACCUCGACCUCAACAACACGUCUGCCGAAGAAGACGACGACAGCUACAGCUACAGCCGCUAACGUCAAUAAGAAUAGACAGCUCCGUCCAGUGACGUCAUCGUCAGUCCACACAACUGCCACGAAGCCGAACUCCACCCGACUUUUUAAAAUGGACGACAAACUGCUGCAGGAAUAUUUGCAGCGUUUAUCAGGAAUCAAACCCCGUGGACGUAAUUAUCGAAAUAUUUCCUGUCCACUAACAUUAGAAGACAAAUUAAAGAAUGGAAAUCCUUGCUUUGAUGAGAACUGUUCAAGCACGUUUCCGGUUCCGGCGGAACGCUUGCGGAUGAUGCUGCAGUCACAUGAUAUUCUGAGCGCACAGUUUGCUGAGGUCAUCGAUAGCCUCGCCAACGAAUCCCAGAGAGCGGACUUCAUCUUCCUGACGGCAGCGUCGUCCAAUCACUACGGGGAGACGCAGGCCACCAUCAAAGGACUGCAAGAAAUUAUAUUCCCAAUGCUUCACAAACAUUUUCCAGGCAACACUACCCGCCUCGUGUAUUUCGACCUCGGCCUCAGAAAGCUGCAAACAGAUUUACUCAGAAAGUACGGGAAGUGCGACGUGAUAGCCUUUCCCUUUGACAAGUUACCCCCCAACUUCCGGAAGCUCAGUACGUGUUCUUGGAAACCGUUACUCCUGAAGGCCUACCUCAAGUACUCUCGACUGACCGUGUGGAUGGACUCCAGCACUCGAAUCAUCGAGAAAAGCAGCCUGGCCUUUCUCUCCGUUGUCCAGAGGGCACUGGCAGACGGCAUGGUCAUUUCACGUACCCAAAACAUGCUCGCCAGACACGUGGCACAACCCAUGUUGAAUUACUUCCGGCUACAAGCCUGCCAGUUAGCUCCCUUCUUUGAGCUCGCGGGGGGCUUUAUCGCGCUGAAAAAUGACUUUUUUGUAGAGAAAGUCAUUCUGGAUUCUUGGGUGGCUUGUGCUUUCUCUCCUGACUGCUUAUGCCCAGGGCAAGACUGUCAAAAACUUUAUAACGGAUGUGGCGAUGGGAGCAAAGUUUACACGCGUUGUCACAGGUUCGACCAGUCAGCCAUUGCUGUAAUCCUUGUUGCUCUUUUCGACUGGAGGUCUUCACUUUUUGUGGUCGAUGGCCCUAAGGGAUUUUCAUUCAACCGAGGACACAAGAUAGAGUAUUUGCCAUCAAACCUAUGAACUGAAAUGAAGAUAUAAAAAAAGGGAAGAAACUCUUGAUGGGGCUUACCAAGGACUGCUAGAGAAGAGGAGGAGAGAAAUCGGCUUUUUUAUGGAGAGCUAGCAACUAAAACUACAUUACUUUAUCUCAGCUCUGUAAAAACGAAAUGUGUACCCAGGACAGCCAAUCAUGGCUGUGACAAGGGCUAAACUGUGGUGCCACAGAGUUCAAGGGGAGACAACCUCGAUGGCUACGUUCAAAAGAUAAUCGUACUACACUCUGUCAUUUGGCUUGCCAUGUAGAAUCGGGAACGAGCGACCUGGGCUUCUCAAGCCAGGCAAUGCGAGUAUUAUGACUCUAAAGAAGUGAUGAUGAGGAGGAAGAUGAGGAGGAGGAGAAGGAGGACGAGGACGAGGAGGAGAAGGACGACGACGAUGAAUUUGUUAAUGAGGAUGAUGUUGAUGACAACAAAAGCGUUGUAUUUUUCUUUUGAGAGUCCGUUAAACUAAAAACAAAUUACUGUAGCACUGUAUAAUUAAGCGCUCACUGCAUAACGUGAUCGUGUUUUCACAGUUAAAAGUGUUAAUUUGUGAGUCAGCAUUGAACUGUCUAUUUGCUUCUCAAAUCAGAUGCAAAUAAUAUGUGGAGCUUCCUGGAAAGGUAAAGUUCACAUACUUCAGCCCGAUUAGUAUUUGUAGUUAGCUAGAGUCGGUUGUCACAUAAAAGGUUAGAAACUUUACACAAAAGCUUCGAAUAGCAGUUGAAUAAGGUGUUUCUAUUUCUGUCAAGGAAGUUUAUUUCUUAUUCUCAGAUUUGUUUAUUCACUUAACUCGAUUCCUACUAUCCUUUGACAUGUAAAUAUUGAAUAUAAAUAUUUUUGGUGUA